Messenger RNA from Caenorhabditis angaria, 11574 nucleotides. NCBI's taxonomy places the organism in Eukaryota, Metazoa, Nematoda, Chromadorea, Rhabditida, Rhabditidae. The record is from the annotation of a GenBank genome assembly.
AUGGUUAGUUCAUUCAAUUUUUUUGCUGCUUCUCCUCAUGUAGAUCAAAAAAAAGAAGUGUCAACCGGUUUUUUCUAGGCUUAGCCCCUGAGGCGCAAGGCUUAAUUGCUUAUUCGGUCAUCGAUGACCGAAUAACCGGUAUAGUAUUGUAACCUAGAAAAAGGACAGAGAGAGAGAGAGAGUGAGAGAGAGAGACGCAGAGAAAGAGAGGAUGAAUUGGAAUUAGGGUCAGAAAAUUAUAGAAGCUGGUUUUUUGUCGCGCAAGGGGUGUUGGAUCAUUUUUGAAUGGGGUUUUUUUUGAACUACAGUACUUCUACAGUACCCAAUUGAAUAAAAAAAGUCGAAUCUAGAACUGCAAAAUCUAACUUAUUGUGAGCUACAGUAAUCCACACUAGAGAAAGGUUACAGUACCUAAACUAUAAUUUUUGGUCACGAUCUACAGUAAUUCUGAACCUAGAAAGUUCAUCUCAAGAAAUUUUACAGUAACCCGGACUGCAAGAGAAUUAGUUCAUUGUCUACAGUAGCCCGAACUGCAAAAUCUAGGUUCAAAAAUAGAGAUAGCUUAUUGUGAGCUACAGUAAUCCGAACUGCAAAAAUAUACAGCAAUCCCAAUUUUUUUUUUCAAAGAACUACAGAUUUUUGAAAUCUAGUUUAGACUACAGUAACCCGAAUUGCAAAACCUUGGUUCAAAAAUAGAUAGCUACAGUACUCCCAUGUUCUUCUCAGCUACAGUACCCAGACUGAAAAUUUUCCAAAAAAAAAUACAGUAACCUUCAAACCUUCAAAAUUUAGUUGAAGCUACAGUAACCCAAACUGCAACAACUUGUUCUUCUCUACAGUUCCUCAAAUUUCAAAAAAAAAUCUAUAAAACCUACAGUAAUCCGAACUGUAAAUCUACAGUACUCCACAAUAUUUCUGCAAAUUCUAAUUCAGAGAAAAAAUUCCCAAAAUAAAAAUCCUGAAACUCUAUUUUUUUUCCAAUUUCCUGCUUUUCUCCCACAAUUUUUAUUCACUUUCAAAAAAAAAAAAAAUUUUCAAAAAAUAAAAUAAAAGGUCAGCUAAAAAAAGAGGUCACGUUUUUAUUUUCCCGACCAAACUAAAUAUGAAACGUGUAGGUCACUCACUCGCAAACUAGAGUCUAGUUUGACACGACAACGUCAGAAAACAAUUUUUAAAAAUCCACGCUGGCGAGAUCGCCCAUUUUUCUCUGAAAACCAACUUCAAAUCUGGCGGCGCACUUUUUGUGAGGUGAGAGUACUGUAGAUGAUCUGGCUACUGUAGGUAUAUGUUUUAGGGUACUGUAGUUUGCGCGAAGAUUAUUUGGAGACGAAGAAAAUGGGCUUCGACUUCAGGAGAGCAAGUUCUUGGGUACUGUAGUAGUUUUGAGGAGAUGGGUUACUGUACAUAGGGCUACUGUAGCUUGAGAAAGGGCUUUGAGAAUUUAAUUGGGGUUUAAGACAAAAAAGUGAGGAUUACUGUAAUUUCGUACUGUAGUCAUUAGAUGCAGGUAUACUGUAUUUUGAUGGUAAGAGAUUACUGUCUGAUUUUAAAGGUUACUGUAGAUGGUUUACUGUAGAAAUUAUUUAUUACUGUAGUCUAAUAGAAAGAGAAGGUUACUGUAAUCUUCAAAAAAGUUAUAUUCAGAUCUUUUGUAAAAUUUCUGUAGAAUUUUAUCUGACCAAGAUUUGCGUUGAAAACUUUCCUUAUAUACUGUAGUUCCUCUAACUUCUCCCCCAAUCAAUAAUGUUUUCAGACUCUUGGCGAUCCGCCACCGCUUCUGCAAACCUCCACAAUAUCUUCCUCCUCAACAUCUUCAUCAUCUGAAUCACUACCAGAUUCUUUAUUGAUAAGAUCCACUGAUUCGCCCACAGCAUUUCAACCUCCACCACCAACAACAACAUCAACAAUGUCCACCAAUCCACCUGGCACACCAAAUAUGACGAAUUUUGGCGGUGCACAAGGUGGUCCUCCUCAACCACAAGGUCCACCGAUUUUUAAUCCCGCGCUGAUGGCUGCACAAUUGAAUGUUUAUCAGAAUCCGGCGCAAUUGAUUGCGAUGAUGCAGGUGAGUGAAAAAAAAAAGAAAAAGUUCGCAGUGGGAUUCGAACUUGGCAAAAUGGCGCGUGCAUAUUCCACGCGCGCGCCUUAGACCACUCGGCCACGCGUGCUCUUUUUUCCACAGCUUAUUUUUCGCAAAGGAUUUCGGUCCUCCCGCUUGCGAAUUUAUUUUUUUUUGAAAUUUGGUGGGAAAACUUUGGAUUUAAAUAAAUUUUGGGACAUUUUCUGGUGUUGACAAAUAUUUUUUUGGGAAUUUGAUAUUUUUGUAAACAUUUUGUGAACUUUUGAAACUCUGCUGAUCAUUUUUUGUUUCGCAAAAUCUUCACCUCCAAAUUCCUCACCCAGUUGGAAGCCAACAGCAGUUUAUCAAAAAUUGCAUCCCAAACUUUUUUUCAUUUUCUUCUGCCAUAUACCUUUUCCGUUUUCGCAGAAGGUCAUUCUCGAAUCAAAAAAAUCAAAAAAUAUUAUUUUAUUUACGCAUCAUGACCUUCACAGUUCAUUUUUUGGCGCCAAAAAAAGUUCCGAUUUAUUCCAGGCUGCCGCUGCUGCGAGAUCAAAUCAAAUGCUAUCUGCACCAAGUCCAGUUGGCCUCGGGCCGGGUCAGGCUCAAUUGAUGCCCAAUAUUUUGCAGCAAUUGAAUGCGAUUCGACAUGCUCAGGUUAGUUUUGGGGGGGCCUGAACGGGCCUGGAGGAUUUUUGAGGGGCCUAAAUUUUUGACAAGUCUGACUACAAAUUGAUAAGCCUGAAUCAGACCUACAUUUUUAGACAAGCCUAAAAUGAGCAUGAAUUGAGCCUGGAGUUUUGAGAAAUCCUAAAAUAGACUUGAACUGGACCUAAGAAGCCUAAGCUCAGCCUGAAACUGAGCCUAAACAAGCCUAAAGCUAGGCCCAACAAGCAUAAGCCCAGCCUAAAACUAGGCCUAACAAGCCUAAGCCCUACCCAAAAUUUUCCCCGAUUUCACUUAACUCUCCAAAGGUCAAUCCACUUUUCCCCAAAUGUUUCCAUUUCCAAAUCACAGUCUAUCUCUAGACCCUCUCAUUUUCCCACACUCUCUUCAAUCUCGCGCCCUCCGCUCUCUGCGUCUCUCACUACCGCUCUUAUCUCUCGCAUUGCCUAUUUGACCUUUGGCAGAAUGCCAGAGAGGCACAGCAAUUUUUUUUUGGAAUUUUAUCAGUUUUGAUUUUUGAGAGGUUGAAACAUGAGAGGCUUUUUCGAUUUUUUUUUAUUUUUUUGAAAUAUUUUGAAAUUUGGAGUUAAAAAUUUUAAAUUUUCAAAUUUCGCGCCACAAGUUUUGAAUCCAGAAUGUUUGCCAGUCUAAGCCUAACCUAAGCCCAGCCUAAGCCUAACCUAAGCCCAGCCUAAGCCUAACCUAAGCCUAACCUAAGCCUAGCCUAAGCCUAGCUCAAGUCUAGCCUAAAACUAGCCUAAGCCUAAGCCUAAAGCCCAGCCUAACAUGAGCAAUGACAUUUUGAAUCCAGAAUUUUCUUGAAUAAAAAAAGCCUAGAUAUAUUUUGCCUAGCCUAAGUCAAACCUAAACCUAGCCUAAGUCAAACCUAAGCCCAGCCUAACAUGAGCAAUAAUAUUCCAUUGAUUUUCAAAAUCGCCUAACUCUAAGCCUAACUAACUUGUUAUCAAAACAAAACUCACAAUUCCCUCUUCGAGCUUGAUUAUUAUCACCCAAAAUAUCCGUCGUCGAUCUCUGCGUCUCUUCUCCUCACACACUCUCUCGCCACCUGUUAGCUAGCUUCUCGUUUUCAUAUCUCGAGGAGAUAUUGAAUAUACAUAUAUUUUUUUUAUUUGAAAAAAGGCAGUCGGGGCGGGGGGUUGCCCCGGGUGACAUGGAAACGACCUCUCCUCGCUUUCGCCUAGCCCUCCUCUCGAGUCACUUUUGCCUUCCUUCUCGUUUGUGUUAUUUUUGGCCUACUAGAGCCCCUACUAAAAAUAAAAAAAUUUUGAGUCAAGUCAAAAAUGGACACCGAUAUUUUGUUGUAUGCUCAUUUACUCAAAGGAUUCACGGUGGAUGAGGUGGGUUUAGAUUAGAAAAUAAAAAAAUAUUGCUCAUGUUAGGUGGGGAUGGGUUUAGGCUGGGGUGGGUUGAGUUUAGGCUAGGGCUUGGCUUCAGCUGGGUUUAGGCUGGGAUUAGGCUUAGCUGAGGCUAGGCCUAGACUGGGAUUAGGCUGAGCUCAGGCUUAGGCUAGACUGACCUCACAAAGGCUGAGGCUGGGGUGGGUUCAGUUUAGGCUAGGCCUAGACUGGGUCAGGCUAAUGCUAAGCUGGGCUAAGGCUGGGCCUAUGCUGAGCUUAGGCUAGGCUGAGGCUGAGGCUAGACUGAGGCUGAGGCUAGCUGGUUCUAGGCUGGGCUUAGGCUAGGCUUAGGCUAGACCUAGGCUUGUUCUAGGCUGGGCUUAGGCUAGGCUUAGGUUAGGCUUAUGCAGAGCUCAGGUUUGGUUGAGGCUGGGUUUGGUUUAGGCUGGGGUUAGGUUGAUCUUCCGCUCUGAAAAUUUGAUCUUGGUGUUUGAGGCCUGAUUUUAGGCUUGACUGAAAAUCUAGAUUGUUCAAAAUACAGACUAGACUGAUUGAAAAUUGUGCCAUUUUUCAGGCUUGUCUUUAGGCUCUAGGCUUGAAAAAUUCAUAUCAAGCUUGAUCUUCAAAAGAUCGGCCCGAGAUUCAAUUUCAGACUUGACUUAAAUUCAGGCCUAUCAGAAUUUGAGGCUGAAUCUUUAGAGUAAUUGUGAGUUCAGUGAUUUUCAGCCUUGUCUUAUUUUUAGCCCUUCUUCUCCCCCACAGAUUCAAAUUUUCCUGAGAUCAUCAAUAUUUUUUUGAACUCUCAUCCUAUGAGAUUUGAAAAACAUCAUCAUUUCAAAUUUGUUUUUACCAACCAUUCUAGGCUCGUGAAAAUUGAAGGCCCAAAAAUCAUAUAUAAUUUUUGUAGAUCAUAAAAAUAGGCUCUGCUAAAUUUAGGGCUUCUCAGUUUUUAGGCUCAAACUCUGAGGCGUCUUGAGAAAAUCUGGCUAGAUGUUUUCAGGCCUGUCAAAAUUCAGGUUCCAUAAACCUUAUCAGACAAAAAAUUCCAAAAUUUCUCAAGUUUCAGUCGCUUUCGCUUAUCAAAUGCACUUUUCCUUUUUUCUGUUUUUGACCUCUUUCCUUUUUUUUUUUUCAAAAAUUUAUAAUCAAAACAGUCAUUCAUUGUGUGCCCGCACCUAUUUUUUUCAUCAUUUUCAUCUCUCUCCAAUUUCUUCCUUCCCUUCCCAAUUUCUCCUUGAAUGGCCUUUGACCGUGACCUUCUCGUGUCUGUCAACUCUCUCUCGAUUCCACACACUCUCUCGCCACCCUGAUUUUGUCUCUCUCCUCUCCCUCCGGCCGAAACCGACCGACACAUACCAAAAAUUCAGACUGUCAAUGUCAUCUCGAUUUUUUCCUGAUGUUUUUUUUUGGGUUUCUGUAGAUUAUUAUAGGUGUUCUUAAGAAAUUCUGAUCUAGCUGGAUUUUUAUAUAGAACUUCUAUAGAUCUUCAGAAGAUUUUCAAGGUUCUUGAAAUCUUCUGAAUUUUGAAGAUCAAGGAAAUCAAGCUUGCUUGUGGAUAGUUUUCAUGAUUUUUCUGAUUUCAAAGAUCUGAAAAAGGUUUUUCAUGAAAUUUGAGGCAAGAUAUAUUUUUGAGAUAGUCUAAGAAAACAUUUACCCUCUCCUUCUCCCUGUUUCAAAGGUCAAAAGGUCAUUCAUAUCUGUGAAGCAGCUGAACUUGUAAUUUGUUUAUAUUUUUUUUCAAAUUGAUGAGCGAUGAACUUUUGACCUAGACCUAACUUUAAUGAUUGUUUGUUUGUUUAAUUAUUCAUUUGGGUUGUGUAUAGUAUAUUUAGUUAGCCUAUUUUUUCUGGAUAAAUUUUUGAGGUGAACUUGAAUUCAUUUUAAAGUUCAAGUUCUAGAAUUCAAGCUGUAGUCGAACUUUUUUUCUGUGAAAAAUUUUUCUAGGGAACUUUGAAUAUUGAGUCAAAUAUGAGCAAUUUAGAAAUGUGCAGCUUGAAAUUUUGAUACUAACUAUUUUUCUGUAAAAAAAAUUUCUAGAUCAAUUUUUCAUGUAGGUUCUGAAUUUUUAGAUAAAUAUGAGCAAUCUGAGAAUCUUCAGCUUGAAAUUUCGAUCUGAAGCUCUAAAAUUCAAGCUCUGGACUUUGGUCAAACUUUUUCAAUUUGAAAAUUUUUCCAGACCAAUUUUCCAAGAUGAAUCUUAAUUUGGAGUCAAAAAUAGUCUAUCUAAAAAUUCUCAGCUCGAAAUUUUGAUCUGAAAAGUUGAAGCUCUAAAAUUCAAGCUCUAGACUCUUGUCGAACUUUUUUUCUGUGAAAAAUUUUUUCUAGGUGAGUUUGAAUAUUGAGUCAAAUAUGAGCAAUCUAGAAAUCUUCAGCUCGAAAUUUUGCUCAAGAAGGCUCUGGGCUUUGGUCAAACCAUUUUUCUGUUAAAAUUUUUCUAGAUCAAUUUUUCAAGGUGAAUCUGAAUUUUGAGUCAAAUAUGAGCAAUCUAAAAAUUUUCAGCUUGAAAUUUUGAUCUAGAGAAGUUUUUUCAUAACUUUUGUUCCUAGCCUUUCAAAGCUCUCAUAAAUUUUCUAUGGAUGAUUUUGGUACCCCAGAAUCAGAAGGGUCACUUUUUGCUCCAAAAUUUUUCUGGAUCAAUUUUUCAAGGUGAAUCUGAAUUUUAGGUCAAAAAUGAGCAAUCUGAAAAUCCUAAGCUGAAAAUUUUGAUCUAGAAUAAUAUAUGCUAAUCAUUUUUGAUUCUGACUUUUCCCUCUCUUCUCUGAAAACUUCUCCCAACUCUCCCCUUUAAAAGGUCAUUUUCAUAUAAAUAAUAUGCAUGAUUGAAAUUGAAUAAAAUUAGUUUGGAAAAAAUUAAAAAUUCUCCUCCAUCUCUCUUUUCUCAUCAUCAAAAAUUUGUGCGAGAAAAAAAAUUUCACGGAGCUCUCGCAAAAAUCUCAUAUUCCUUCUUUUUAUGGUAAUUAGUUGGGAUAUAUAUGUCAGAUACAUACUUUUUCCUAUUUUUCAUUUUUUAUUUUUCUAUGGGGAAAAAUAUAAAUUGGAUUUUCAGGAUUUUUGAGAGAUAUUCAUAGAUUCCAAGAAAAAUUUUGAAAUUUUCAAAAAAAAAAAUCAAAUUUUUGCAGCUGACGAAUGCGAAUCAGAUGAAUGUGUUUCAAAAUCGUUUGGCGACUCCGAAAAUGAAUGGUGAGUUUUUUUUUCGGGCGCGGGUUUGAAAAUUUUGAAUUUGAAUUUGGGGAUCACUGCAGCUGGGAAGUUUAAAAACGGUUGAUUAACGGUUGAUAAAAACUGCUUUUUAUCAACGGAGUACCCACCGUUAAUGAACCGCGGAUUAACCAAUUUUUAAAUUUUGAAAAUUACCCAAAUCGAUGAAAAUAGGUUCCCGGCUACUUUUUUGGGUGUUAAGUGUUUUCAAAAAUUUUGAAAAUUUUCAUGAUUUAAUCCACGGUUAAUCAACGGGGAUCAACCGUGGAUUAAAUAUUGGUACUUCGUUGAUUAAAUUUCAUUAAAGUUGGUUUAUAAACCGUUAAUCAACCGUUCUUAAACCUCCCAGCUGCUGUGGAUGGAGCUUGGAGCUCAGAGCCACGUCGAACAAUUUUAGGAUUUUUUGGAUCAAAAUUGUGAACUUCAGAAUUUCAGUCUGAAUUUGGGAUGAAGCUUAGAGCUCAAAGCUUAAAAGCCACGUGGCAUAAUUUUAAAAUAUUAGGAUUUUUUGGUUAAAAAUUUGAGGCUCUGAAAAUCCACGUGGCAUUAAUUUUCAUCUGAAAUUUCAAUCUUUAAUAAUUUGGCCAAUGUUUCAGCGGGUGAAGCUCUGAAACUCCACGUGGCAAAAUUUUGAUCCAAAAAUUAAAAAUUUCCAACUUCAGUUCCCAUCUGGAAAAAUGAAUUUCCUGAAUGUUUGGUACCAAAAAUCCACGUGGCAAAUUUUCAUCUGAAAUUUCAAUUUUAAAAAAAUUGAUUGAUGUUUCAGCGCUUAAAGUUCUGAAAAUCCACGUGGCAAAAUUUCAGUUCAAAAAUUUGAAGUUGUCAUCUGAAAAAUUAAUUUUCUGAAUUUUUGGCUCUGAAAAUUCACGUGGCAUUAAUUCCAACCAGAACAAAUUUUCAAAAUUUUGAUUUCGACUGUGAUUUCAAAGCUCACAAUCGGGAAAAUUUUUUCUGAAAAAUUUUAACACCAAAAAAAUCCAUCUAACCUUCCCAAUUUUUUCGCAGAACGCGGUGAAAACUGCGCAGAACUGUGCGUUGUCUGCGGCGACAAAGCGUCAGGCCGCCACUACGGCGCAGUCUCCUGCGAAGGUUGCAAAGGCUUCUUCAAACGAUCGAUUCGCAAACAAAUCGGAUAUAUUUGUCGAAGUUCGAAAGAUUGUCCCGUCACCAAAUUCCAUCGAAAUCGUUGUCAAUAUUGUAGGCUCAGGAAGUGUUUGGCGAUGGGAAUGAGAAGUGAAUGUUAGCAAUUUUGCAAGAUUUUUUUUGACUAGGCUUGGGGCUCUCAUGGGCUCCCAGGCCUGGUUGAAAAUCCAGAAUUUUGAAAUCAUAACUCAAUUUUUGCAGCUGUUCAAGCCGAGCGAAGACCAGUCAAUUCAAUGAAUUCGGAUAGUCCGCCUAAUAUGAGCAAUAGCACGCCAAGAGCAUUGACAGUGAGUUUGAGGGGAGGUUAGAGACGCAGGGAAGGGUAGAGUCAGAAAGCUAGAGUCGAUCUGAAAGAAUCAGACAGGCAGAAAAGGUAGAGAUGUAGAGCUUCAAACUUUAAAAAAUCUCUCUAGAAAACUUAUGGCAGAGUCAGACAGCUAGGGUUAUACAGAAAGAAUUAGACACGCAGAGAAGGUGUAGAAGAUCUAGGUUAGAAGCAGUUAGCCAGAGUCCAAGAGUUAGAGACGCAGAGAAAUUGAGAUUGGGGUAGAGUCAGACAGCUAGAGAAAGAGAGUGUUUUAGGAAUACAUGCACAGUUGAGGUCAGAGUCAGAUAGCGAGACUAUUUUGGACAAAUUAGAGACGCAGAGAAAUGAGAUUGGGAGUAGAGUCAGACAGCUCGAAUUAAUAUAGAGAGUUGGAGACAUAGUGUUUUAGGAACAGAGCUGAGGUUAGAAUCAGACAGCCAGACUAUUUCUGAGCUAGUUAGAGACCCAGGAGGGAAGAUGGACUGUUAGAGACGCAGAGUAACUCAGUGUCUAGUUUUUUUCCGGGGCAGAGUCAGACAGCUAGUGUAUUACUGAAAAAAAAUCAAAGACGCAGAGAAAGUGAGGUAUCGAAAUCUAGAAGAUCUAGGUCAGAUCCAGGUAGCCAGAGUCUAAAAAUUAGAAACGCAGAGGAAUUUGACGUUAGAGUCAGAUGACUAGAGUAUGCUAGUUAGGUACUCUAGGUUCUUAAAAAUACAAAAAUUCAGAAAUUCAAAUUAUUUUUCCGCGUGAACUUUCCCACGUGAAAAUUUUUCAUUUUUCAUUUCCUAUUUUUGCAGCCUCUCAACACGUCUUCCGUCGUCAACAAUCUGUUAUCCCUCGUCAAACUCGAACCACCAACAACAUCAUCGCAAGAAAUCUACGAGCCAUCAUGCAAGAUCAAACGCGAAUCAAUCGGCGAAGAUGAAUCCGGACUGGACACAAUGACAGUAAUCGGGCUGGCCCCUUCCGCAUCGCCAACAUCUUCCGGAAUCGGAUCCUCUUCCUCGCUUUCCGAUGAACCGAUUUUCAACGCCGAACGAAGUCGCUUUGAAAUCCCAAUCCCAUCUCAACCGCCAGCCAAUUUCAAUAAUCAAUUUAUCUCCGAAACCGCUUCUCGAUUAUUAUUUUUAUCAGUUCAUUGGAUCAAAGAUGUGCGAGUUUCGAUAAGUCGAACAACUUUAGAAAAUGUGCUGAAAGUGAAAUGGUGUGAUCUAUUUGUGUUGGGAUUAAUGCAAACCGCGGAAACUGUUCAAUUGAUAACAAUGCUCGAAAAUAUGUCGAAUCAUUUGGCAGUUGCUGUUGAAUUAGGGCAUUUGAAUUCGGAAAAGUUUGAAAAAGUCAACGAUCAAUUGGUGCGACUCAUCCAACUAUCAAGAAUAUUUUCCACUUCCGAUUUGUCGCCAAUCGAGUUCGCUUAUCUCAAACUCCUCAGUUUUACAAAUGAUGAUCAUCCUUCGGCGCCAAGAUCGAUUGAAACAAGGAAUGUGAAUUCGACUGCGUCACAAGAACUUUUCGAAUAUGUUUCUUCCUCGUCUUCUAGUAAAAAUAAUGGAGUUGCUGGAAGUCGAGACGGUGAACAGAUUAAUGUGGAUGAUUCGACGUCGGAGGAUAAUGAGACACAUGUCACUUCACAUCCACCAACACAUACAAAUGCGGCGGCUGUUGAGAGGUUGGUGGGAGAGCUCUAAUCUGAGCAAUCCUUGAAUUUGGGAAGCUAGAAGAGUUUUUGACCUCUAUAACCUGAGCAUUCCUUGAUUUUGUUACUCGGGGAUAAUAUGAGCAAUUGAAUUUAUUCUGAGCAACGCUUAGAAUUCUUAGUUUUUAUAUAACUUUUUACUUUCAGAAAAUGUUUAGUAUGAGCAAUGUUUGAAUUUCGCGUUAAUAUGAGCAACAAUUAGAAUUUUUUGGGUUUAUAAUUUUUCACUAAUAUGAGCAAUUUUCAUGAUUUUUCAAAAAAAUUUUUAGUAUGAGCAAUGUUCAAAAUUUUGUGUUAAUAUGAGCAAUGCUGAAUUUUUUGUAUUUAUUAAUUCUCACUAAUAUGAGCAAUUUUCGUAAUUUUUCAGAACAUUUUUAGUAUGAGCAAUGCGCGAUUUUUUUUCUGUGUUUUCAGCUUUAACAAAAUUGAAAAAUCAAUCAAAUUUAAGUAUUGCUCAUAUUAAACAAAAAUAUACGGUAAGACGUUGUCUGAUUCAUUUCAACAAAAAUUAAAAAUUGCUCAUACUAAGAAAAUUCUGGAAAAACACAGCAUUGCUCAUAUUAUACUAUGAAUAUUGCUCGAAUUAACUGAACUAUAGCAUUGCUCAGAUUAUACAAAAGUAUUACUCAUCUUAUUUAAAUGAAUGUAGCAUUGCUCAGAUUAUCUUCGAAGUUCAGAGAUCCUGAGAAAUUAUUUUUCUAGCAUUGCUCAGAUUAUAGAUUCCAGAAACAACCAUAAAAUAAUGAAAAUCAUAAAAUGUUUAGUAUGAGCAAUGUUUGAAUUUUUACACGAUAAGUAUUGCUUUUUAUUAUCUGAAUUAUAGCAUUGCUCAGGCUAUCUUUGAAAUUUAAAGAUUCGAAUUCAAAAUAGGGUUUUCUGAGUUCUAUAAUCCAACUAAAAAAUAAACAUUGCUCAGAUUAUAGAUUCCAAAAACUUCCCCCGAUUCUCAAGUACAGGUAUUAUUUGCAGAUAUUCUCGCUUGCUCCAACUUCUUCCAACUCUCCGCUGGUUCGACACCUCAAUAAUCGUCGAGCUAUUCUUCUCGGGUCUAAUCGGUCAAAUGUCGAUCGAAACUGUUAUUCCAUUCGUUCUCCAAAUGAACGUCAUGACGUUUUUUGACACACCGUGUAAUAAUUCCGAUGAUUAA